AUGGAGACCUCUCAAAAGCGAAAGAAUUUACCAGCAAAAAUUCUUCGAUGGUUCCCAUUGAAGCCAAGACUGCAGAGGUUGUUCAUGUCCUCCAAAGUUGUUGAGUCGAUGAGAUGGCACCAUGAGGGUCGAUUGAAUGAUGGUCUUCUUAGGCAUCCUGCUGACUCCCUUGCUUGGAAAGAGUUUGAUGCUCGAUAUCCAAUAUUUUCUUCAGAUCCUCGUAAUGUUCGAUUAGAAGUGACUUCUGAUGGGUUCAAUCCUUUCAAGACUAUGAGUAUUACUCAUAGCACUUGGCCUGUUAUGGUAAUUCCAUAUAAUCUUCCUCCUUGGAUAUGCAUGAAACAGUCACUCUUCAUGUUAUCACUACUAAUUCCUGGUCCUAAAGGUCCUGGAAAUAACAUUGAUGUUUACCUACAACCAUUAGUACAAGAGUUGCAAGACUUAUGGGAAAAUGGAAUUGAAACAUUUGAUGCCUAUAAGAAAGAGACAUUUCAACUUCAUGCUGUUAUAAUGUGGACUAUUAAUGACUUUCCAGCAUAUGUUAACCUGUCUGGAUGGAGUACUAAAGGUCAGUAUGCAUGUCCUUGUUGUGGUAUUGAAACAACCUCACGAUGGUUACGUCAUGGUAAAAAAAUUUGUUACAUGUGUCAUCGUCGUUGGUUAGCUCCCAACCAUAAAUGGAGGUUAAAUAGUAGAGAUUUUGAUGGAACACGGGAGUUAAGGAAUCCUCCUAGAAGAAUUGAUAGAAGUGAUAUUUUAAGGCAAAUGGAUGAAUCUAGAGAAAAAGGUCUAGUGAAUGGGGCACAACCUUGGAAAAAGAAGAGUAUUUUCUUCACAUUGCCUUAUUGGCAAUAUAAUGUAUUGCGUCACAAUCUUGAUGUGAUGCACAUUGAAAAAAAUGUAUGUGAUAACAUCAUAGGUACAUUGUUAAACCAAGAAGGAAAGUCCAAAGAUAAUUAUAAGGCGCGAGCUGACCUUGUAGAUAUGGGCAUAAGAAAUAUGCUUCACCCACAACCGAGCCCUAAAAGUAGUAUAAUGUUUUUGCCAAGAGCAUGCUAUCAAAUGACUAACAAAGAAAAGGAUGCUUUUUUGAGCAUCCUUAAGAAUGUAAAAACUCCAGAUGAAUGCUCAUCAAGCAUCCCACGCUGUGUGCAUAUCAAGCAACACAAAAUAUUUGGCUUAAAAAGUUAUGAUUGUCAUGUUUUGAUGCAAGAGCUUAUUCCAAUUGCAUUAAGAGGUACAUUGCCAGAUAAAUUCACUUCAGUUUUGAUUGGUUUGUGCAAAUUCUUCAAGCAAAUUUGUUCUAAGGUACUUAAUGUGGAAUUUCUAGAACAAUUGGAGUCUCAAAUUGCGGUGACACUUUGUCAAUUGGAAACAAUUUUCCCUCCUUCAUUUUUUACUAUCAUGGUGCAUUUGGUAAUCCAUUUGGCAUAUGAAGCCAAGGUUGCUGGACCGGUACAAUAUAGAUGGAUGUAUCCUAUUGAGAGAUAUGCAUCUUUUAUUAUUAACAAUCUGCUUAAUGAAAAAGCAUAUCCAGAAGGAUCAAUUGUAGAAGGUUAUUUGGCCAAUGAAUGUUUGACGUUUUGUUCGCAAUAUCUAUUUGGGGUUGAAACAAGGUUUAAUAGACCUAGAAGGAAUGAUGAUGAAAUUCAUUAUACAUUGUCAGAUAAUGUGACAUUCUUACAUCCUAUUGGAAGACCAUUGGGGGGUAAAAGACCACAAAAAUUACAAAUAGGGAAGCGAAAGAGAGUGAGUAGAACUAAACUUGACAAAAAAGAGUUAGCACAAGCACAUAGAUAUGUGCUUCCUAAUUGUGACGCAGUUGCUCUAUUUAUAGAAGAACAUAUUACAGUUCUUAAAAGACAGUCUCGGCCACGACAAUUGUCACAGCUUGAAAUUGAUAAACAACAUGGUCAAAAAUUUAUUGAGUGGUUUCAACAAAGGAUUCAGCGUUUGGAUGAACAAAUGAGUCCACAAGUAACUCAUGAACUUAGAUGGUUAGCUCGUCGGCCAUCUGAGAUAUUAGAUUAUUCUGACAAGUACAAGGUUGUUCUAUUCAAAUGUAAUUGGGUUGAUAUUAAGAGAGGUGUCAAGAAAGAUAAGUUUGGACUGACACUUGUGAAUUUCAAAUUUUUAAAACAUACUGGAAAAAAUAUUUGUGAUGACCCUUUUGUUUUUGCAUCACAAGCUAAAAAGGUGUUUUAUGUAUAUGAUGAGAGAAACAAGGAUUGGCCUGUUGUUCUGAAUGCAAAGGUUAGGGAUAUCUAUGAUAUGGGGGAUGAAGAAUCUAACAAAGUUGAAGAAAUUCCUGAGCAAAUAAUGCAUGAUACAAGUGAAGAUACUCGUAAUGUUAUUGAUUUAGUUAGAGUUGAAGUUGAGGAUGAUAAUGAUUUCUUUGAAGUUGUUGUGGAUGUUGAUAAUCUUGGUGAUAAUGAAAAUGAAGAGGAUGAGGAAUGGGAGAAUAUGUUUUAG
This is a messenger RNA of Cicer arietinum (chickpea), 2472 nucleotides long. RefSeq lists its product as uncharacterized. NCBI's taxonomy places the organism in Eukaryota, Viridiplantae, Streptophyta, Magnoliopsida, Fabales, Fabaceae. The record is from RefSeq and is a predicted model, not a curated record.